Molecule: messenger RNA, 3171 nt
Organism: Ficedula albicollis (Collared flycatcher)
Lineage: Eukaryota; Metazoa; Chordata; Aves; Passeriformes; Muscicapidae
Gene: FOXP2
Product: forkhead box P2
Exons: 22
Coding region: 865-3003 (712 amino acids)
Biological process (GO): regulation of transcription by RNA polymerase II
Cellular component (GO): nucleus
Molecular function (GO): RNA polymerase II cis-regulatory region sequence-specific DNA binding; DNA-binding transcription repressor activity, RNA polymerase II-specific
Source: RefSeq, a predicted model, not a curated record
CGGGAUGGAGCUGCCGCAGCGGGGUACAGCUUAGGCUACGGGCUGGCAGGAGAACGCUCAUCUGAAAUCUGCGAGAAUACUGCAGGCAGAAGGUGGGCUGCUGGUAUAUUCUCAAGGGAAAAAUAAUCUCGAAAGUAACCACCGUGAAUUUAUGGUGUUGUCCUGUAUUAGUAAAGAGUGCGCAGCUACAGCUGGAGGCAGUAUCCUUUACCUGGGAAUCGCUUGUACUUUUAGGAAGUCUUGCGUAUGUACCGAGAGAAACACAGAAGUUCCUCUUCCAAAGGGGAUCUUCCCUGCUCUUUUCUGUGCAUUAGAGCCCCUAUCCACACUCGGCUCGGGAGUGAGAAUCUUUCCAUUGACAGCAGUAAGAAUCGCUCCAUUGACUUCACAGGCUUGGAUCAGGCCCUUGGAAAUUCUUUUUACAAAGCAUUUUAGAGACCUGGAUAUGAACUGGAAGGGCCACCACUGAGUGCUGUGCAAACAGAGAACUACUGAGUCCCAACCCAGAAGUAGGACAAUUUUCAUAUGACUCUCAUGCUGCUGUGGAUACCUUUAAUUUCAAGUGGAAAGUGGUGGAGUAGUGCAGUGUGAGACUUGUGACUGCAUCUGAGACCCCACCAGAGAUCUCUAGGUAACUUCAAGUGAAAGUUAAGGACCUUUUGUCCUUAUCUGCCAUAGAUGUGACAGACACUUUUGGAAGGAAGAGUUUGAGCAAAAAGGAAAAGACCUUCCCACAGCACAGCAAAGUGACAAAGUGACUCUGAAGAAAUGAUGGUGGUACUAGAAUUGAUCUUGGACAUCACUUCAGUUCAAGGUUGAAGUUAAAAGGUCUUUUUGAGGCUUAGAAGAAGCAGGUAUUAAGUCAUGAUGCAGGAAUCUGCGACAGAGACAAUAAGCAACAGUUCAAUGAAUCAAAAUGGAAUGAGCACUCUAAGCAGCCAAUUAGAUGCUGGCAGCAGAGAUGGAAGAUCAAGUGGUGACACGAGCACUGAAGUAAGCACAGUAGAACUGCUGCAUCUGCAACAACAGCAGGCACUCCAGGCUGCAAGGCAGCUGCUUUUACAGCAACAGACAAGUGGACUGAAAUCUCCUAAGGGCAGUGAGAAACAGAGACCGCUGCAGGUGCCUGUGUCAGUGGCCAUGAUGACUCCCCAGGUGAUCACCCCUCAGCAAAUGCAGCAGAUUCUCCAGCAGCAAGUGUUGUCUCCGCAGCAGCUUCAAGCACUUCUCCAGCAGCAGCAAGCAGUUAUGUUGCAGCAGCAACAACUACAAGAGUUUUACAAGAAACAGCAAGAGCAGUUACAUCUUCAGCUUUUGCAGCAGCAGCAGCAACAGCAGCAGCAACAGCAACAACAGCAGCAACAACAGCAACAACAGCAGCAGCAGCAACAACAACAACAGCAGCAGCAGCAGCAACAACAGCAGCAACAGCACCCAGGAAAGCAAGCAAAAGAGCAGCAGCAGCAGCAGCAGCAGCAGCAGUUGGCAGCCCAGCAGCUUGUCUUCCAGCAGCAGCUCCUCCAGAUGCAACAACUUCAGCAGCAGCAGCAUCUGCUGAACCUUCAGCGUCAGGGACUCAUUUCCAUCCCACCUGGCCAAUCUGCUCUUCCUGUCCAGUCUCUGCCACAAGCUGGCUUAAGUCCUGCUGAGAUUCAGCAGUUAUGGAAAGAAGUGACUGGAGUUCACAGUAUGGAAGACAAUGGCAUUAAACAUGGAGGGCUAGACCUCACUACUAACAAUUCCUCCUCUACUACCUCCUCCACCACUUCCAAAGCAUCACCACCAAUAACUCAUCAUUCCAUAGUGAAUGGACAGUCUUCAGUUCUAAAUGCAAGGCGAGACAGCUCGUCACAUGAGGACACUGGGGCCUCCCAUACUCUCUAUGGUCAUGGAGUUUGCAAAUGGCCUGGCUGUGAAAGCGUUUGUGAAGAUUUUGGACAAUUUUUAAAGCACCUUAACAAUGAACAUGCGUUGGAUGACAGAAGCACUGCUCAGUGUCGGGUGCAAAUGCAAGUGGUUCAGCAGUUAGAGAUACAGCUUUCUAAAGAACGCGAACGUCUUCAAGCAAUGAUGACCCACUUGCACAUGCGACCCUCGGAGCCCAAGCCAUCUCCAAAACCUCUCAAUUUGGUGUCUAGUGUCACCAUGUCUAAGAACAUGUUGGAGACAUCCCCACAGAGCUUACCUCAAACUCCCACAACACCAACGGCCCCAGUCACCCCAAUUACCCAGGGACCUUCUGUAAUCACCCCAGCCAGUGUACCCAAUGUGGGAGCCAUUCGAAGAAGACAUUCAGACAAAUACAACAUUCCCAUGUCAUCAGAAAUUGCCCCGAACUAUGAAUUUUAUAAAAAUGCAGAUGUCAGACCUCCAUUUACUUAUGCAACUCUCAUAAGGCAGGCUAUCAUGGAAUCGAGUGACAGGCAGUUAACACUUAAUGAAAUUUACAGCUGGUUUACACGGACAUUUGCUUACUUCAGGCGUAAUGCAGCAACUUGGAAGAAUGCAGUGCGUCAUAAUCUUAGCCUGCACAAGUGUUUUGUGCGAGUCGAAAAUGUUAAAGGAGCAGUAUGGACAGUGGAUGAAGUAGAGUAUCAGAAGAGAAGGUCACAAAAGAUAACAGGAAGCCCAACGUUAGUGAAAAACAUACCCACCAGCUUAGGCUAUGGAGCAGCUCUUAAUGCAAGCUUGCAGGCUGCACUGGCAGAGAGUAGUUUACCAUUGCUAAGUAACCCAGGACUGAUAAAUAACGCAUCCAGUGGCUUACUGCAGGCAGUCCAUGAAGAUCUCAAUGGUUCGCUGGAUCACAUUGACAGUAAUGGAAAUAGCAGUCCAGGCUGCUCUCCUCAGCCUCACAUACAUUCUAUCCAUGUCAAGGAAGAACCAGUGAUUGCAGAGGAUGAAGACUGUCCAAUGUCCUUGGUGACAACGGCAAACCACAGUCCAGAGCUGGAAGAUGAUAGAGAGAUUGAGGAAGAGCCUUUAUCUGAAGAUCUGGAAUGAAAAGGGACUUGAGAAACCUCAAAAUGAAGGGACAUAUCACUGACCUUCAGAACCACUCCGCAACCAUGAAUAUUUGACAAAUUUUUACUGUGACUAUUUAUUAAGCAUGGAUAAAGAAGAACAGCCCUAAAGGAACUUGUUAAGCCAGCCCUUUGGGACCCAGUAACA